Molecule: messenger RNA, 2878 nt
Organism: Uloborus diversus
Lineage: Eukaryota; Metazoa; Arthropoda; Arachnida; Araneae; Uloboridae
Gene: FBXO11
Product: F-box only protein 11-like
Exons: 20
Coding region: 110-2743 (877 amino acids)
Biological process (GO): protein ubiquitination; regulation of apoptotic process; ubiquitin-dependent protein catabolic process
Molecular function (GO): zinc ion binding; protein binding
Source: RefSeq, a predicted model, not a curated record
UGUUAAAAAGAAUAUGGCGGCCGUGCGAAAUGCGCUCAAGGUUUAAUGACAGCUCUUUGUCGGAUCGGAUAUUUUAGCAACGAAUUCCUCGAGCUGCAGAACUCCUAACAUGUCAACGUCGUCCGCGCGAUUGACCAGACAGAACGUUAGGAAAACGAGAAAAAAGAAUUUCAAAAGGACUGUCUUUCCCCGUUCUAAUAACCCAGUGGCCCUCCUGGACGAGCCGCCCCUGCCGAGCUAUGCCGCCCUCCCGGGGGGCUCCUCCCCCCACCAGUCGCCUUAUGCCCUGAGGAGGAAGCUGCCCUCCCCCCAGGAGCCGGGGAGCCCAGGAGCCGAGGGGGCCCAGGCCCUCACGCGCAAGAGGCAGAGGAGGGUCUUCUCCUCCAACCACACCACAGACGAGUGUGGGGGCGAGGCUGCCCACUACCUGCUCUACGAGCUUCCCGACGAAGUGCUGCUGAGCGUCUUCUCCUACCUCCUGGAACAGGACCUGUGCAGGGUUGCCCAGGUCUGCAAGCGCUUCCACAUCAUCUCCUCAGACACAGAGCUGUGGAAAACGCUGUACCAGAAUGUGUACGAGUACGAUCUUCCACUGUUCAACCCCUCUCCGACCAAGUUCGAGUUCGCCCAAUCGGAAGACUGCAAGUGCGAGAACCCCUGGAAGGAGAGCUUCAAGCAGCUGUACCGAGGUCUUCACGUUCGCCCAGGGUUCCAGGAACAGUAUGAGAGCAACCCAGACCACUUCAGGGGGAGGAACGUCUCGUACUUUGACACCAUCGAGUCUGCCUUCAACUACUCAGAGGAGCUGGAGAACCCCCUCAUCUUCAUCCAUGCGGGGCUCUACAAGGGGGAGUUCCUCAUCAUAGACACAAACGUUGCCCUGGUGGGCGCAGCUGCGGGCAAUGUGGCGGAGAACGUUGUCCUGGAAAGGGACACAGAGUCCACCAUCACCUUCGUGGAAGGAGCCAGGGAAGCCUACCUGGGACACAUCACCCUCAAGUUCACGCCGGACAUCACGUCUUCUGUGCCCCACCACAAACACUACUGCCUCGAAGUGACGGAGAACUGUUCGCCCACCAUCGACCACUGUAUCAUACGCAGCACAUCUGUCGUGGGUGCAGCGGUCUGCGUUAGUGGGAAAGCAGCAGAGCCUGUGGUCAGGCACUGUGAUAUCAGCGACUGCGAAAACGUCGGACUGUACAUCACAGACUAUGCACAGGGCAUCUACGAGGAGAACGAGAUCAGCCGCAACGCCUUGGCGGGGGUGUGGGUGAAGAAUCAAGCCAACCCCAUCAUGCGCCGAAAUCACAUCCACCACGGCAGAGACGUGGGGGUCUUCACCUUCGACAACGGACUCGGCUACUUCGAGACGAACGACAUCCACGACAACCGCAUCGCGGGGUUCGAGGUGAAGGCGGGGGCCAACCCCACGGUGGUGCGAUGCGAGAUCCACAACGGCCAGACGGGGGGCAUCUACGUGCACGAGAACGGGAGGGGGCAGUUCAUCGAGAACAAGAUCCACUCCAACAACUUCGCUGGGGUCUGGAUCACCUCCCACAGCAACCCCACCAUCAGGAGGAACGAAAUCUACAAUGGCCACCAGGGAGGCGUGUACAUUUUCGGAGAAGGGAGGGGACUCAUAGAGCACAAUAACAUUUACGGCAACGCCUUAGCGGGAAUCCAGAUCCGGACCAACAGCGAUCCCAUUGUCAGGUACAACAAGAUCCAUCACGGUCAGCAUGGGGGUAUCUAUGUGCACGAGAAGGGCCAGGGCCUGAUAGAGGAGAAUGAGGUGUAUGCCAACACCCUGGCAGGUGUCUGGAUAACCACCGGAAGCAUUCCAGUGCUCAGGAGGAAUCGGAUACACAGCGGGAAGCAGGUGGGAGUGUACUUCUACGACAAUGGCCACGGCAGGCUAGAAGACAACGAUAUCUUCAAUCAUCUGUACUCGGGGGUUCAAAUCAGGACGGGCAGCAACCCCAUCAUCUGCCGCAACAAGAUCUGGGGGGGCCAGAACGGGGGCGUGCUGGUGUACAACGGGGGGCUGGGCAUCCUGGAGCAGAACGAGAUCUUCGACAACGCCAUGGCCGGGGUGUGGAUCAAGACAGACUCCAACCCCACCCUGCGCAGGAACAAGAUCUACGACGGGAGGGACGGAGGGGUCUGCAUAUUCAACGGAGGGAAAGGUGUCCUGGAGGAGAACGACAUCUUCCGCAACGCCCAGGCCGGCGUCCUGAUCAGCACCCAGAGCCACCCGGUGCUGCGGCGCAACCGCAUCUUCGACGGGCUGGCGGCAGGGGUGGAGAUCACCAACAACGCCAGCGCCACCCUGGAGUACAACCAGAUCUUCAACAACCGCUUCGGGGGGCUCUGCCUCGCCUCGGGGGUCAACCCCAUACUCAAAGGCAACAGAAUCUUCGAGAACCACAACGCGGUGGAAAAGGCCGUGAACAGCGGCCAAUGCCUGUACAAAAUUUCUAGUUAUACAAGUUUUCCAAUGCACGACUUCUACAGGUGUCGGACGUGCAACACAACCGACAGAAACGCCAUUUGUGUAAAUUGUAUAAAGACUUGCCAUGCUGGACAUGAUGUGGAAUUUAUCAGACACGAUAGGUUCUUCUGCGACUGUGGCGCAGGCACCCUGAGCAACCAGUGCCAACUCCAGGGGGAGCCCACCCAGGACACGGACACCCUGUACGACUCUGCGGCCCCCAUGGAAUCCCACACGCUCAUGGUCAACUAGUCAGGACAUCUAGUCAGUGCGCCCAGAGAACACUUUUAUACACGCACCUCUUUUUAUCACCAGCAUUGUACAUACUCACAUAUCAAUCAUGUCGAUACAAAUUGUAUUUAAGAAAAAAAAAAUGUAAUUAACAAA